Molecule: messenger RNA, 1902 nt
Organism: Puntigrus tetrazona (Sumatra barb)
Lineage: Eukaryota; Metazoa; Chordata; Actinopteri; Cypriniformes; Cyprinidae
Product: potassium voltage-gated channel subfamily F member 1-like
Exons: 2
Coding region: 151-1620 (489 amino acids)
Biological process (GO): protein homooligomerization; potassium ion transmembrane transport
Cellular component (GO): membrane; voltage-gated potassium channel complex
Molecular function (GO): voltage-gated potassium channel activity; protein binding
Source: RefSeq, a predicted model, not a curated record
ACACACACACUCAACACACCUUGGUUCUGCUCCUGUCACCCGUCUAUACUCAUGUUGCGCUCGUUCGGAUUCAUUCUGCUCUAGACACGGACAUCAUGCAGCUGAAACCAGACGCUUUCUUCAUAGGGUUUUGAUCCAAACAUAUUUAACAUGUGGGAGUUCCCGAGGACUCGUUACGCGGACUGUAACGGGUCAGAAGCGAGUGAGGAGACGGAGAUUGCUGUGAAUAUCGGCGGUGUCAAGCACAUUCUCUACGGGGACGUGCUGAACCGAUAUCCCGAGACACGUUUGGCGGAGCUGGUGAACCGAUCCACGGAUUCCACACAAGAUCUCUGUGCGCUCUGUGAUGACUACGACGACUUAAAGCGAGAGUUUUACUUCGACAGAGACCCAGAGGCCUUCAAAUGCAUCCUAGAGCUGUAUUACUACGGAGAGAUUCAUAUUAAGCGAGGAAUCUGUCCCAUGUGCUUCAUGAGAGAGAUGGACUACUGGGAGAUCGACGCGGAGUAUCUGGAUGAAUGCUGUAUAAGCAAUUUAAAUGAGGUGCAAACCGAGCUGGCGGAAAUAGCAGAUAAGGUCAAGACCAUCCUGGAUGAUCUGGAGGAUGAUGAGACGGUCACUAGAGGUCAGAGGUGCCAAGCGUUUCUGCGGAAUCUCAUGGAGAAACCAGAGUCAUCUUUAGCCGCGCGCAUAAUCGCAGUGGUGUCGUUCGCCUUGAUCCUGCUCUCCUCUGUGGUCAUGUGCGUGGGAACCAUCCCCGAGCUGCAAGUGCAAGAUGCUCAGGGUAACCACGUGGAACACCCGACCCUUGAGUCCAUCGAGACGGCUUGCAUCAUCUGGUUCACAGUGGAGUACAUUUUGCGUUUCCUGUCUUCUUCGAACCAGGUGCGCUUUGUGUUUUCCUUCAUGAAUAUAAUAGACUUUCUAGCCAUCAUGCCGUUCUACGUGGUGCUGAUUCUUACGCAUUUGGGCACUGCUAUCAUGGAGCUCGCCAACGUCCAGCAGGCGGUUCAGGCGUUGCGCAUCAUGCGCAUUGCGCGCAUAUUUAAACUUGCGCGCCAUUCAUCAGGUCUGCAAACUCUUACAUUCGCACUAAAGAGCAGCUUGAAAGAGCUGGGUCUGCUGCUCAUGUACAUGAGUGUGGGGAUAUUCCUGUUUUCCGCGCUGGGGUACACAUUGGAGCAAAGCCACCCGGAGACCAUGUUCACCAGCAUCCCACAGUCCUUCUGGUGGGCUAUCAUUACUAUGACCACCGUGGGUUACGGAGACAUCUACCCUAAAACAACACUGGGCAGGUGUAACGCCGCCGUAAGUUUUCUGUGUGGCGUAAUAGCUAUAGCAUUGCCAAUCCACCCGAUAAUUAACAACUUCGUCAUUGUUUACAGUAAGCAGCGUGUGCUAGAAACUGCUGCCAAGCAUGAGAUCGAACUCAUGGCGUUGCGCGCGAAGGAGGAAGCGCUGGAGUGUCCGGAGACUGGAAGAACGGCUUCGGCUGGCAGCAGCUCGGUGUGGGAUAGCGCUGCCGUGAGCGCGUCACAGAGUGACACAUACAUCCCGUUACUUGGUGAUCCAACAAAUGUGUCCAAAGGCCAACCUGCCCACAAAUGCAAGAACAACUAGAGAGUGAUUUGCGCUUGGCCUCUGCCACUAGUUCAGAAUAAUAUAUGAUUAUUUUGAUUAUUUUAUAUUAAACAGAAAUAAUUAGUAUGAACAGUACACUGUAAUUAGAGUCUGGAAUACGGCUGAACUUGUUCAAUAAUCGUUAAACUAUCUAUCUAUCUAUCUAUCUAUCUAUCUAUCUAUCUAUCUAUCUAUCUAUCUAUCUAUCUAUCUACCUAAUGUUUAAAUAUAUAGUUGAUGUAACUCUAACCCUCCGCUCAACAAUAAAUGGUUUCAUGUCAG